Messenger RNA from Ruditapes philippinarum (Manila clam), 1030 nucleotides. RefSeq lists its product as uncharacterized. Bases 63 to 806 code for a protein of 247 amino acids. The transcript has 2 exons. Lineage: Eukaryota; Metazoa; Mollusca; Bivalvia; Venerida; Veneridae. The record is from RefSeq and is a predicted model, not a curated record.
UUUAUUUGAUCUGUAAGAAAGAAAGAAAAGUUUAACAAUAUUGAGGAUUUUUUGUACUUUACAUGACAUGUUUAAGCAUAGUUUAUACUAUAUUGAUUUGCAAACACAAUAUCAUAUGCUAUAUUGAUUUGCAAACACAAUAUUAUAGCAGUUUGUUGAAAAUGCCAAAACGAAGGCAAAACUCGACAAAAACUUCGGUUUCUUCAACAGAUAAACGAGAUGUUUCGCCCUAUAAACUCAGGAAAAUCAGUGAGAGUGGGUCUGGUGCAUAUGCCAGGGCAGGAACAAGUGAAAAUAGUUCGGACAAUUUCCACACCGGAUAUGAUAUCGAUGGAAACAAACCGGAUAAUCCAAAUGCAGAUGAGUUUAAAUCAACAGAUGAAUCCUUGAAAAUAGAGAAAAUUUCACCAAACAAAGUACUUUUCUCCCAAGAUACCAUUAAUUCCAAGUUCAGUGACGGCAGGAAAAUAGACGAUACAUUAGAAGAUCUCAAAACCGGUAAAGUUACAGUGGAAAUGAUUCCAAAAAUUACAUUGAUUUAUCUGGAAGAAGAACAGGUCUAUUUCUCACGUGAUAAUAGACGACUUUAUGUCUUCCAGAAAUAUGAAGAUUAUUGUGAUGAAGAAAUUUUCAUUCCAGUUGUUGUUAGAAAACCUUUAAAAGAUGAAGAAAGAAGUCCAUUUAAAACAAAAGGUUUAGGGAAAUAUAUUGAAGUACAGCAGUAUCAAAACAAGCAGGGAAAGAGAGUUGCCAAACGUGUAGCACAAUGGACUCCUGUAAAAAUAUCUAAAUCUUCCAAAAAAUAGAAACAAUGAAUCAACUGAGUGGAAGUGAUAGUAAAUGAAAACAAAGUGUGCUGGAAAAUGAAAAUGACAAUCAAUUUAAUUCUUCAAAGCUGAACAAAUAUUAUUCGUUUUAAUUUUGAAUAGUUGAAAGUGUCACACACAAAAGCACUAUAAAAACCAUUGUAAGGAAAUGUUUUUAUCUUCUUUUAAAAUUAAUUAUUAAAAGUAUAAUAUUAAAGCAUGGU